Messenger RNA from Gastrolobium bilobum, 777 nucleotides. RefSeq lists its product as uncharacterized. Bases 1 to 777 code for a protein of 258 amino acids. The transcript has a single exon. The record is from RefSeq and is a predicted model, not a curated record. NCBI's taxonomy places the organism in Eukaryota, Viridiplantae, Streptophyta, Magnoliopsida, Fabales, Fabaceae.
AUGACACAAGAAAGUUGCCAGUAUUUGGGAAAACUUCCACCUAAGCUUCAAGAUCCAGGAAGCUUCACCAUUCCUUGCAUUAUAGGAAAUACAUACCAAAGGAAGGCCUUGUAUGAUUUAGGGGCAAGCAUCAAUCUCAUGCCUCUAUCUGUCUUCAAACAAUUAUCCACUGGGCCAGCUGAACCAACCACGGUAACUUUACAAAUGGCAGACAGAUCCAUUGUCAAGCCAGAAGGGAAGAUUGAAGACCUGCUAGUCAAAGUAGACAAAUUUGUCUUGCCCGCUGAUUUCAUUAUCUUGGAUUACGAAGCUGAUAUUGACGUUCCCAUCAUUCUGGGUAGAGCAUUCCUAGCAAUUGGAGGAGCAGUAAUCAAUGUACAAAAAAAGGAACUGACCAUGAGAGUUCAUGAUGAUGAAAUCAAAUUCCAUAUCGUCAAGGCAAUGAAAUUCCAAGAUGAAGAUGAAGAUCUGGAGGAAUGUUUUGCCCUCACGUUGUUAGACAACCAGUUUAGCAGAGAAACAGAAGGGGAAGAAUGUGAGGAAGAAGAAGGAGGUCCACAAAAAAGGAAGCAAAGUUGCUAUCUGCAAGAAAGAAGACCUGAACCUUUGAUAAGAACUGAAAAGGAAAAACAACUCAAAAGACCUUCCUCAGAAAAAUCUCCUCACCUAGAACUGAAAUCUCUUCCCCAACACUUGAAGUAUGCAUAUCUGGGAAACGAUGACACCCUUCCUGUGAUCAUUUCCUCCUUUCUCACCAAGGAGCAAGAAGAAUUGUAG